This is a messenger RNA of Peromyscus leucopus (white-footed mouse), 3730 nucleotides long. It is a transcript of the gene Prtfdc1, whose product is annotated as phosphoribosyl transferase domain containing 1. Gene Ontology annotation, molecular function: hypoxanthine phosphoribosyltransferase activity. Gene Ontology annotation, biological process: purine ribonucleoside salvage. The transcript has 9 exons. NCBI's taxonomy places the organism in Eukaryota, Metazoa, Chordata, Mammalia, Rodentia, Cricetidae. The record is from RefSeq and is a predicted model, not a curated record. Bases 223 to 900 code for a protein of 225 amino acids.
CGCCAGGGACGCUCCCUGGAGCGCGCUCAGGUGCAUCAGGCGCUGCUCCACAGCUGCUCCCCCGCCGCCUCGGGAAUGGGGCUCGGCUGAGGUCGCGGCUCUCCCGCCCGCAGGCUGGGGGGCGGGGCGGCCCCAGUCCCAUCCCCCGCGUCCCAUCCCCCAGCGCAGCCGGGCCUCCACAUCCUCCCGGCGUCUGUCCUCCCCGCGUUCCCCACGAGAGACAUGGCCGGGAGCAGUGAGAAGGCGCCAGACUCCGGGCGAGGCGUCGUGCUUAUGGAUAAUUGGCCGGGAUAUGACUUGGAUUUAUUCACGUAUCCACAGCACUAUUAUGGCGAUCUGGAGUGUGUGCUCAUCCCUCAUGGCAUCAUAGUGGACAGAAUUGAGCGGCUGGCUAAAGAUAUAAUGAAAGACAUAGGCUACCAUGAUAUUCUGGUCCUAUGUGUGCUGAAAGGAGGUUAUAAAUUCUGUGCUGAUCUUGUAGAACACCUUAAGAACAUCAGCCGAAAUUCAGAUCGAUUUGUCUCUAUGAAGGUGGACUUCAUCAGACUAAAAAGUUACAAGAACGACCAGUCCAUGGGUGAGAUGCAGAUCAUAGGAGGCGAGGAUCUCUCAACACUGGCUGGAAAGAAUGUCCUCAUUGUUGAGGACGUUGUUGGAACUGGGAGGACCAUGAGAGCACUGCUCAGCAGCAUCGAGAAAUACAAACCCAACAUGGUUAAGGUAGCCAGUUUGUUGGUGAAGAGAACAGCCAGAAGUGACAGCUUCAGACCCGACUAUGCUGGAUUUGAGAUCCCAGAUGUCUUUGUGGUGGGCUAUGCCUUAGACUACAACGAAUACUUCCGAGACCUAAAUCACAUAUGCGUGAUCAAUGAACAUGGGAAAGAAAAAUACCGAAUAUGAUGAAGCAAAAAUCCUCAACGUCUCUUUCUCAGAUAACAUGAUUCUUCUGCUCAGGAAGCCAGAGUGUAAAGUCCAUCUCCCUAGCUAUCUCAACUCAGCUGGGUAUAAAAGAUUUUUUUUUUUUUAAAUGGGCUCUUUUUUGCCCCAAGCCCCAGAGAUUAUAAUGUAAAUAAUAAAGGUUCUUCAGGAAGAGAAGACUAUGCCUGCCUUUGACUCAUUCCAAAUUAAACUUCUGAUCCCCCAAAUCCCUCCCACCUUUCUGCUCCCGAAUACACCUUCUGCUUUGGUAUGUCACUAUGCUCAAUGGCUCUUCCCAGGGAUACUCCCACCCAAGAACUCAAAUAUUGUUCACUUAACUCCUUUAGUGCUAGACUUUUUAUUAUAUAUCACAUUUUACAGUAAUCAGAACCUACGGUCCCUUAGCUUUAGCCCUGAGCCUGUAUAGUAAGAACGUAGCUAAAUUCCCUUGCUAAUCCAGGAGCGAAAGGACAGCCUCACGUGAGCGUCUGUCUGUUUGCCCGCUCCUGACAGGCCGUUAUUAACUGCUUUGACAAAGCCUUUCAGAAGUGCGGGUACAAUGGACCUUAAUGAUGUUAUGAAAUGAGCCUUCACUGUGCGCUCUUGAGCUUUGCUUCCUGUGUGUGAUGACAGCAUGUCGUGUGUGCAUGGAUGUACUCAACUGUGUUUAAUACUCUGCAUUUUAAUUAGGAAAAAACACAAUGGCAGCACGGCCCGCCCUCCUGAGCGGAAUCCUUUUAUCCACGUGGGAUGUGGGCAAAGGGUGGGAUUGAGAGGCAGAGGGUGUUUUCAAAAAAUCAGCACUAAGCAAGUGUAAAUUUUUUCUCUUAUUUGCAUGGAAGAAUAAGAGAGUUAAAUAUUGUCCUAAACAUGAGCAGAGGUUGAAUUAUUUAGCUCAAUGUCCUUAUAUGACUUUUCACACAAUCCAGGGUGCCAGAGGAAGCACUCACACAUACGGAAGUUCUUGUACAUAAUAACACACACACACACACACCUAUUAGCACCAUCAUAUGUGACAUUUCCUAAUUUGUAGGGACUUUAAUUAAAAAUAAGCUCAAGAGUCCACAGUGCUGGGUAUCUUGCCUCCUAAAAGGAGCAAAUGCAAGAUAACUAAACAGCCUUUGUUUGAUUCUGAACCAUCUGUGGCGUAUUGCUAUAUUGUAGAGUCCUUUAAACUAAUAAUAUAAUAAAAAAAAGACAUGUUUCACAACUGCUUACCCCUCAUAUACUUUUAGUCAUUAGUCAUUGAAAUGUGUGUGAGCCCGUAGCCUAAAAACAUGACUGUGUGUACCUAUCCCAUGGUCAACCUGGAUUAAAUCCAAAACAUGCACUAAGAUAAGUAAACAUCAAGCCAGGAGCCAUCUGCUGCUUUCCUGUUUUCCUCCCCAGACUUGCUUUGUAAGAACAAGGAAUUUUACUUGUGAAGAAAGAUUUCCCUGCAUAUCUCUGUCUCAGCCAGAGAAGAAAACAGACUAUGCCCAGAUUCCCCAAAGGCGGAAGUCACAAAGGGAGUCACUUCUGGCUUUGUUCCACACCCAAGUUACUGAUUAAUAAUUGUGUAGGACUGCAUUCAUAAAACUCACAUUUUAUAGACACUUUCCCACUAUGCCAUAUUUCUACCCAAAGGCCUAGAAAAAUAUACACGCACUUGGUUUUGAAUAGAAAUUUAUCCAUGAAGUAUGCAGCUUAGAAAUGUUUUCUUAAAAAUCUUGCAUUUUAAGAAAACAUUAUUAUCAUUUGUGGGGAUUGUGUUUGUUCAGAUUAGAAAGAAAAUUGAUCUAUCUCAAAAUUGUGAUGGCUUGUAUAUUUAUGCAUCAAAAAGAAAAAACAGUAAAUACAUUUCUGCAUUUUUUUUUGUAUCAGACUAUUCUGAUGCUGAUGUGAAAGACUGUCAUCUUGGGGAAAACAUUAUUUCUUUUUCUCUUGCAAAACUCUGACUGGGGUUUGAUACUGCUGAGCUUACUCACAUCACUCCAAAAACAUAAAAUCCAAUUAGCAACAAAUCCGUGUAUUUAUUUAGCAUUUGUGAGGGACUAGCUUGGUUACUUUUCUGUUGUGAAACCAUGACGAGAGCAACUUAAGGGAGAAAGGAUUGUAGUUCCCCAUUCCAGGCUGCAGUCCGUCCUGCAGGGAAGUCAGUCGUAGCGGCGGGAGCUGGAAGGAGCUGUCACACGGCAUUCAUCCAUACUCAAGAAACAGAGGAACGCAUGCGAGUGCUCAGCUCACUUGUAUCAUUUUAUACAGUCCAAGAUCCCCUGGUCAGAAAAUGACCCCACCCACAAUUAAGAUGAGUGUCCCACAUCACUUAAUGUAAUCAAGAUAAUACCCCACAGGCAUGCCCUGAGGCCCAUCUCUAAGAUGAUUCUAGAUUCUGUCAAGGUGACAACACUAACUACCACAGACUUGGAGUAGGGCUGGAAAUGUGUCUCCGUAGUGGGACCCUUUCCUGCCACACACAGCCCCAACACCACAAAAGCAGAAAAGAGUGGGUAGAGAAGUAUAUGUGUUAUAUUGGAAAUUUUAGACUCUUUAAACAAUAAAAUUAGUAAUACCUUGGGGUUUUCCAAACAAAUGAAAAUGCCUAGUUAAAAACUGGCUGGAAUUUAUUAGAGUUUCAGUUUCGUACUCAAGUGUGAGGUGCAGAUGGAGGGUCUCCCUGUGUUCUUUGGCUGUCUCUGAUGGGUCGCCAUGUUUCUGGUGUUUUUGAAACAGUGAAAACAACCUGUCAGAGCAGCUCAGCUCCUGUGGUAGACGCUUACGUCUUCCCAAAGAGAGCGUCCCAGGCAUCAGGGAGCUACUCCCUCCCUUUGGA